UACAGUUUCCGUUUCCGUUUCUGUUUCAGCUGUGUGUCAUUUAAUUUGAUGGUGGGUUUGUUUCAAGCUUAAGAGUUCACCUAUUUUUGCGUCGACUUUGUACGGUCGUUUGAAGGUUUGUGGAUUUUUAGGAUUUCAUGUCACAAAUUCCUAUUCAAUUUUGUUUUGCAGUAUGGAGGGCCUUUUUCUGAAACGCUAUCACACCGCUAGUUGUAAUAGGAAUUACUUAUCGUUACUUUCUGUUUCUGGGGAAGACUGGUCUGUGUGUGAAAAUGAUGAACCUAUCAUGCUUCCUUUCGCUAGAAAUUCUAUUAUUGAUGGUAGUAGUUGUGGUGGGUUGAUGUAUUUUGACAACUUUAGGGGUAGGAUUAUAAUUUGCAAUCCAACUACCAAAACUUUCGAACCCCUUGAUCCGCCCAAGUUCCCACGCCCUCCUAUUAUGAUCAUUUUCUGUGGUAGUGGAUUUGGAUACGACCCUAUAUCGGAUGAUUAUAAGGUUGUACGACAUUACUAUCAUAGUUACUUCAGUUGUAUAAAGAACUCGGGUCGUGAUCCAAAGCAUGUAGUUGAGGUAUUUUCGCUGAAACAUGGUUUUUGGAAGGAGAUUCAGGGCCCCGUUGUGGAUGAUGAUGAUGGGAGAUGUCUCGUUUCUACAACAUGUAUGACUGGCAUUUAUGUUGAUGGGGUUUGUUAUUGGACAUCAUGUAUAUGUGUUAUAUCAUUCGAUUGUACGGAUGAACGAUUCUCCUCCUUUGAUUUACCAAUGAAGAAGAAUCAGGACGGAGAUUUCUUGCAUUAUCUUAUCAAAGUUAAUGGCGUGCUGGGUGUUUUUCGCUAUGAGAGGCCUCCACCAUUUGGUCCCGAGUAUGUUGAAUUCUCUACCACUUUUGAGCUUCUGGUAAGGGAAGAAAGCUCAUGGGUUCCUUGGUGUAAUGUUGAUCUGUCGAAUGCUGUGAGGAGGCCGCUGUUGCUGUUCAAUGAAGGUCAAUUCUUGUUUCUUGAGAAACAAGUUAGUGAGCAUAUCUAUCAACUAGUCGUCUAUGAUUUCAAAGCAAACAAGUUGGAGGAACUAGAUGUAUAUGAUUAUCCUGAAAUGAUGACGAUCAUGCCUCACGUUGAGACCAGAUUUCGACUACGGUUUCCAAAACCAAUGGAUGGAUCCUACAGUAAGGAUGAGGAGAAGGAGGAGAACAAUGACCGGAUAUUGGAGUGGAGGAGGAAGAGGGGGAUGAGGAUCAGGAGGAUAAAGAGGAAGACAAAGAUCAUGAUGAAGAUUCGCCCCAAGUGGUGGAUAAUGUUGAAGAACUAUGUGAAGAGGGAGAUCAGGGCUGAUUCAAUGCACGAUGAUUGAAGUUAUUUUAGAAUAAUUUGCUUAGAAUGCAAUUUUAGUGUUUUGGUACUGUGGGCUUUUGCAAUCUGAGCUUUUUCAUGCAAAAAUGGGUGAAAAAGGAAGUUUCUUGAUGUGGGAUUUGACUACAAAUGUGUGUAAUCUUACUUAUUUUGAUGUGCAUGUGUUGAUUCAAGAAAUUGGGCACUUGAUCUCCUUGCUUUUUGAUCUGGUGAUUUCAUGUAUGGCGUUGAUUUCUAGUGUUUCUGUACACUUCUGUUUUCA
Molecule: messenger RNA, 1612 nt
Organism: Salvia miltiorrhiza (redroot sage)
Lineage: Eukaryota; Viridiplantae; Streptophyta; Magnoliopsida; Lamiales; Lamiaceae
Exons: 2
Coding region: 173-1351 (392 amino acids)
Source: RefSeq, a predicted model, not a curated record